CCUCUGACCUCCACAGUCUAUAACGGCACGACCCUCGCUCAUGUUCUCAUCUUCCCACUCCUUCCAUUUGUCCUCUUCCUCUCCCUCCCACGCCACCGUCAACGAGCUCCAGAGCCCCGCACCGCGCCGCCCGCCAGCAACCACCCCCUCCUCACCCAGAUGCCGCGGCUGCCGGGAUCGCAGCCUGCGCCGGAGCGGCGACUCGCCGUGCUCCUGUCCCACUUCCACCCGUGUUGCGAACCUCCACGCACCAUCGCCUGCGUCGCCAGCGUGGAGUGCCUCCGGACCGCAGCCGAGGAGGAGGCCGAGAUGCAGUUGAGCCUCUCCACGUCGCCCUGCGCAGGAGGUGAGAAGGGGGGAUCCUCGGGUGGCGGGCACUGCGUGUUCUGCAACAUCGUCGCGGGCACCGCGCAGGCCUUCAAGCUCUACGAGGAUGAUAUGUGCUUGUGCAUCCUGGAUGCUAAACCUCUAACAAGCGGGCAUUCCCUUAUCAUUCCAAAAAGUCAUUAUCCAUCAGUGCAAACAACACCACCAACUGUACUAGCAGCUAUCUGCUCUAAAUUGCCACUCCUGGGUACUGCAAUCAUGAAGGCUACUCAAUGUGAUGCAUUCAAUGUGCUAAUCAACAAUGGAGAGAAGGCAGGGCAAGUUAUUUUUCAUACUCAUGUGCACAUCAUUCCACGUAGCAAAGAUGAUAACCUGUGGUCUUCAGAGACCUACUCAAGGAGCCAUAUUUCACAUGGCCAGGAAACUACGCAUCUUGUUAGCAGCAUCAAGGAAAUAAUCUCUUCUUCCCCCGAAGACUACAGUACUGUAAUGUCAUCCACGCCAAAGGAACUCUGAAACAAAUUGAAAAGAAUGUAGACAACCGAUUAAAAGGGCAUCUUUUACUUUUCCUCUCGUUCAGCUUCAAGAGCAUUGCUGCGAGAUGAAUUGAUGUACAGCUUUGUCUCAGUCAUGCCUUGAAAUUUUGAUAGAUAUUGAUAAAGUACUGGUUUUAGAGAAGGCAAAUGCGGUAGAUCCUAAGGUCGUAGUUGGUACGUGACAGUGAUCAGGAACCAUCUUGUGAAGAAUUGUGAAGAUUUGGUUUCUGGCAGUUGGUUGGUUAAACUUCUCGAAUGAAGAGGGAGAAUGAGAACCAGGAAAGCUGAGCCUGGGGUGUAGGUGGUGGAGUCCAGUCCACACAAUGUUUUUGAUCUCAUCAGAACGUAGGAGACAUGGAUAUAUGAAUGAGUACAUAUGGUGGCAAUUUGAAUCAAAAGCCAUUUUCUUUCGGAAGCAUUGAUGAGCCAGUAGAGCA
Molecule: messenger RNA, 1300 nt
Organism: Zea mays
Lineage: Eukaryota; Viridiplantae; Streptophyta; Magnoliopsida; Poales; Poaceae
Product: adenylylsulfatase HINT3
Exons: 7
Coding region: 160-843 (227 amino acids)
Biological process (GO): purine ribonucleotide metabolic process; sulfur compound metabolic process
Molecular function (GO): adenylylsulfatase activity
Source: RefSeq, a predicted model, not a curated record